GUCUUUCAGAGGAAUCAGUCAUGGGGCUGCUGCUGCCGAUUCUUCUUGCCUUUCUUGCUGCUCUGCUGGGAGGGCUGUACCUUCUCGGGGUUUUUCGACAACAGAGAACAGGAGAACCCCCUUUGGAUAAGGGGCUCAUACCUUGGCUGGGUCAUGUCUUAGAGUUUCGCAGGAACACAUUAAAUUUCCUGGAGAGGAUGAAGCAAAAGCAUGGCGAUGUGUUCACAGUGCAGCUGGGAGGGUGUUAUAUUACAUUCCUUCAGGACCCGCUUUCGUUUGGAUCAAUUGUUAAGGAGAGUCGAGAAAAGCUGGACUUCAGUAAGUUUGCUAUUCAGUUGGUUUACAGAGUGUUUGGUUACGAAGCUGUGGAGGACGGACACACAAUUCUCCAGAUGGCCAGCAACAAGCACCUCAAGGGGGAUGGUCUGGAAGUAAUGACACAAGCCAUGAUGAGUAAUUUGCAGAACCUAAUGUUGCACAACAUAGGCACAUCUGCAGACCAAAGAACCUGGAUGGAUGAUGGGUUGUUUAAUUACAGCUACAAUACUGUCUUCAGGGCCGGCUACUUAUCUCUAUUUGGUAAUGAGCCAAACAACACAGAGGGAAAUGACACAAAAGCCAAAGAGAAAGACCGAGUUGAUUCACAAGCCUUAUUUUACGAGUUUCGUAAAUAUGACCAACUCUUUCCCAACCUGGCCUACGGGAUCCUGCUGCCAAGGCAAAGGUUGGAAGUAGAGAGGCUAAUGGGAAUUUUCUUGGACAGUGUAUCAGUGCAGAAGAUAAAGUCAAGGGACAAUGUUAGUCGGUGGUUGUGGGACAUUCAGCAGUCCACAGAGGAGAAGGGUGUAAAGGAGUCAAUGAUAAGCAGAUACAUGUUUGUGCUUCUUUGGGCCUCUCAGGGCAACACAGGGCCUUCUGCAUUCUGGCUGCUCCUUUUCCUCAUGAAACACCCAGAAGCCAUGGCAGCAGUGAAGGAAGAAGUAGAUAAAGUUCUAAAGGAAUUUGAGCAAGAAGUCCAACGUGGUGGCCCUUUAAUAAACCUGACCCGUGAAAUGCUGAUGAAAACACCAGUCCUGGACAGUGCUGUAGAAGAGACCCUCCGGCUCACUACUGCACCUGUCCUCACUAGAGCAGUGAUUCAGGAUAUGACACUCAAGAUGGCUGAUGGACGUGAAUACUUCAUACGAAAGGGGGACAGAAUGGCAACCUUUCCUUACAGUGCCGUUCACAUUGACCCAGAGAUCCACCCUGAUCCACAUGCAUUCAAAUAUGACCGCUUUCUCAAUCCAGACGGGACCAAGAAAACAGAUUUCUACAAAGCAGGGAAGAAGGUGAAGUACUACAACAUGCCCUGGGGUGCUGGGGUCUCCAUGUGUCCUGGGCGUUUCUUUGCUACCAAUGAGCUGAAACAGUUUGUUUUCCUCAUGUUGGUUUAUUUUGAGUUUGAUCUGAAGAAUCCCGAUGAGAAGAUACCUGAAAUCGACUUCAGGCGAUGGGGCUUUGGAUCAAUGCAACCCGACAGAGAUGUUCAGUUUCGAUACAGACUCAGAAAUUAAAUGAAUCAAUGGUUAAUAUCUUUCUGAUUAAAUGUUACCUGACAUCACUGUUUAUUUUUUUUGACAAUUAUAGGAAAAUUGUGAUUCUAGUAUUAAGUGCAAUUUGUGUUUUCAUACCAAUAAUGUGAUAAUCACAUUUUGAAUAUCAUUACAUGUCCAUACAGGGAUGAGAAGUAAAAAAGAAAGGGCCGGUGUUAUCUAGCUUCUGUGUUAUGUAGGUCAUGCACUCGAUUGGAACGUCAUUCGGCUUGUUCCAAUAGAAGGUCAAGGUUGGGUUUUAUUCUGAAAGGUUCCAACCUCAAGUUAGACAUUUAUUUCAACUAAAUAUCAACACUUCACAUAUAAUGAUUGAUGAUUAAUGUGACUGACGUAGAUUCAAUAACAUUUUCCUUGACACUGAACACUUGAACUGGGAACUCUUUAUUGUUUUACAUUACUCUAAAGACAUUGUAAUGUCUUUACAAAAUCUGAAAUGUGGUUUCAUAUCUUACAUUUAUCUUCCUAAUUACAAACUAAAUGAAUUUAGCAAUACAAUUCUUAAAACAUUAUACUGUUUUUACAAGUUGGUGGUGGAGGAAGUGGAUUAUGGUGUUGAUUGCUGAACCACAGAAAUAAUAUAAUGUUCUAAACUGUAUAAUAUACCAUGUUAUGCCAUUCAGUAAUAAUAAUGGGAAUAGAUAUAUUGCUGUGUUGCCAAAUUUUAUUACAUACAUAUUGUGCUGUUGUAAUACAAAACGAUGAUUAAAAUACUCGAGUUGGGAAAAAAUGACAACAUUACUUAUUAUAAUAAAUGCUUUCGUUUUAUAAGGGGA
Molecule: messenger RNA, 2368 nt
Organism: Eleginops maclovinus (Patagonian blennie)
Lineage: Eukaryota; Metazoa; Chordata; Actinopteri; Perciformes; Eleginopidae
Product: 7-alpha-hydroxycholest-4-en-3-one 12-alpha-hydroxylase-like
Exons: 1
Coding region: 21-1556 (511 amino acids)
Molecular function (GO): iron ion binding; sterol 12-alpha-hydroxylase activity; heme binding
Source: RefSeq, a predicted model, not a curated record